CUUAUGCAGCGUAGACUGAUUAGAAAGGCUGGUCUGGCGGCGGAGACUGGCGCUGUCCUGAGAGGGAGGGCUCGGUGUGGAAGAGAUGAAUCGGACAAAAGGUGAUGAGGAGGAAUACUGGAACAGCUCUAAGUUCAAGGCUUUCACUUUCGAUGAUGAAGAUGAUGAACUGUCACAGUUAAAGGAAUCCAAGCGAGCAGUGAAUAGCCUUCGAGACAUUGUGGAUGAUGAUGAUGACGAUGACCUGGAACGAGUCAGCUGGAGUGGGGAGCCUGUGGGAAGUAUUUCGUGGUCCAUCAAAGAGACUGCUGGUAAUAGUGGGUCAACACACGAUGGACGUGAACAGAUAAAGGGCCGAAACAGCUUCUCCUCCUAUGCACAACUACCCAAACCGGCUUCUACUUACUCCCUGAGUAACUUCUUUAGAGGUAGAACUAGACCUGGAAGUUUCCAGUCUCUUUCUGAUGCUUUGUCAGAUACACCUGCCAAAAGUUAUGCUCCAGAGCUGGGGAGGCCCAAGGGGGAAUAUAGGGUCUGCUCACUGGAGAGAUUCCGCUCCUUACAGGACAAGCUACAACUCCUAGAAGAGGCAGUCAGCAUGCAUGAUGGAAAUGUUAUUACUGCUGUUCUGAUUUUCCUGAAGAGGACACUGAGCAAAGAGAUCCUCUUCCGAGAACUGGAGGUGAGACAGGUUGCCCUAAGACACCUCAUUCACUUCCUUAAGGAAAUAGGUGAUCAAAAGCUGCUAAUAGACCUUUUCCGGUUCCUAGAUAGAACAGAAGAACUGGCGUUAUCCCACUAUCGAGAGCAUUUGAACAUUCAGGACUCUGAAAAACGAAAAGAAUUUCUGAAGACCUGCAUUGGUUUGCCAUUUUCAGCAGAAGAUACUGCACAUAUACAAGACCAUUACACCCUCCUGGAACGUCAGAUUAUUAUUGAGGCAAAUGAUCGACAUUUAGAGGCAGCAGGACAAACUGAGAUCUUCCGAAAGCAUCCCCGGAAAGCUUCCAUCCUCAACAUGCCACUAGUGACAACGCUUUUCUACUCCUGCUUCUAUCACUACACGGAGGCUGAGGGGACAUUCAGCAGUCCCAUCAACCUGAAGAAGACAUUUAAGAUCCCCGACAAGCAGUAUGUGCUGACAGCCCUGGCUGCCCGUGCCAAGCUCCGAGCCUGGCAUGAUGUUGAUGCCCUCUUCACCACGAAGAACUGGCUCGGUUACACCAAAAAGAGGGCACCCAUUGGCUUCCAUCGAGUUGUGGAAAUUUUACACAAGAACAGUGCCCCUGUUCAGAGAUAUUACUUUGGGCCUGUGUUCAGGUUUUUCAUGAAUCCAAGAUUCAUGGGCAGUCAGCGAUGUGGACUUGAGAUGCAAACAGAUACAAACUUGAAAAUCUGGAAGCAGAGUGGUAGUGCAGCCCACCAGUAUGUGGGCUAUGCAUAUACAGCAUCACACAUAAGCCCUUCUGCAUAG
Dipodomys ordii (Ord's kangaroo rat) is the source of this 1474-nucleotide messenger RNA. It is a transcript of the gene Vipas39, whose product is annotated as VPS33B interacting protein, apical-basolateral polarity regulator, spe-39 homolog. Gene Ontology annotation, biological process: vacuolar transport; intracellular protein transport. NCBI's taxonomy places the organism in Eukaryota, Metazoa, Chordata, Mammalia, Rodentia, Heteromyidae. The record is from RefSeq and is a predicted model, not a curated record. Gene Ontology annotation, cellular component: cytoplasm. The coding region runs from base 86 to 1474 and encodes 462 amino acids. The transcript is spliced from 17 exons.